This is a messenger RNA of Ascochyta rabiei, 2014 nucleotides long. RefSeq lists its product as uncharacterized. NCBI's taxonomy places the organism in Eukaryota, Fungi, Ascomycota, Dothideomycetes, Pleosporales, Didymellaceae. The record is from RefSeq and is a predicted model, not a curated record. The coding region runs from base 1 to 1854 and encodes 617 amino acids. The transcript is spliced from 4 exons.
AUGCAUAUCCCCGAACGCGAUGUCCUCAACCCAGUCGGCCCAUCUGUGAGCGAGGACGAGUGGCCUGAGUUUGUCCUGAGCGAUGCAUCCGUCGUGUACGAAAGCAAUGGGAAGCCUGCCAACCUGCUGCUGGCGUAUUCAGACGUUCCUCUGAGAGUGCAAGGCCGACUCCAGGCACCCCCGCGCGGACACACAGACUGCCUCAAGAAGCCGUACAAACCUACCGACAUCGCAGUGCGCAACGUCACACGAUAUGCCUACGCCGAACUCCCAGACCAAACCUUUCUUAUCUGGGCAUUGGGCGAGGCAGGCUGGUUCGAGAUCCAGCCUGCGCCGCAGUACAAGGCUAUAUACGACGACAUGCUACAGGCCGUGCAACUCUUGUACUUUGUUACCGACAUCUACAACGAGCCGAGAAAGAGGGGCGGUGGGCCGGGCGCUUCGUUGAUUUAUCAAGAGUACGCCGAGGACGACCGUUUCCCUUGCACUGAUCCAGCAGAGGCAGAACGGAUUUUCUACAAGCAUCGCAACUUUCUGCUGAUGAGCUUUCUAACGCGGACAAACAACAUUGGGUGGAGCAACACUCCCUUGUAUCAGACUAUGAGACGACAGUUUCCCAAAGACUUCGAGACGUGUAAAGCGCGGCACGAAGGCCGCUUUACCGAUAUCAAGGCUGAAAGGGUUUCUCGUUCGACGAGGACGUCUCCCGCGCCAGCAACUACAGCGAGGCCGACAUCAGAGAGAGCACAGCCCAGUAAAGGCAAGAGAAGUGUUGCCAAAAUGGAUGAACCACCCAAGAAGGAUGACAACUGGUGGGAGGCGUCUGUAUUGUUCGAGUUCAUGCAGAAAGCUGUGAACCAGCGUGUGAUUAGGGCAGGCCGCAACAGCAUAACGGUCGAGCGAGUCGCUCAAUUGAUCGUCAAGCGCUACGAAAUCGACAACGUGGAAACCGCGCGAAACGUGCUUUUAGUACAUGCGCAGAAUCUGUGUUAUUUAAUGGAUCACCCCAGACGGCAGAGUAUUCGCUUCUUCGCAGCUGAGCCGAUCUAUGGCGAAUUGGCACCAGGCCCCAGCUUGUCCGCGGCAGAGCAAAGAAGAGCACAAGGCGUGGAGCUAAGACCGCGAAAAGACCAUGGUACGCUCAGAGGCGAGGACAGCGAAUCGUCAGACACGUCCGACGAGGAGGACGAUAUGUUAUCAACGCCUGUGCGCCGGCUACCAGGACGAAGCAAAAAAGGCACACUGUCUGUGCUACGACCGAAGAGCGGUAAGUUUUCAGGUAAAGGGAAGAGCGUGAAUAGAGGGGGCAAAGGAAAGACGAAACCACCAAUACCAGUCUCCUCCUCCUCCUCCUCCUCCUCCUCCCCCUCCCCCUCCUCCUCACAAGAAGACACGACGGCCAUCAACACGCCCACAUGCGCAUUAUCCCCGGGCCCUGCGAAACGGAAACUCGAUACAGCAGAGGGGAAGACAGAAGGCAAACGCCAACGCGCGCACAGCUCCCCCACAGCCCCAUCUUCACCCCCAACCUCGGAGGACGAAACAGCUCAAGCCGGAACAGCGGACUCUCUGCCCCUCCGCCACCACCCAGGAACCACCCAAGCCGGCUCGAGAUCAACGCAGCCCAUGCUACCCGCCAUUGUCUCUACACCGCUCCCCACGUACGAGUCCAACGGGCCGCGCGACUCGUGGAUAUGCUCGUUCGAUGGGUGCGCGCAGAAGAUCUACGGAUGCAGCAAGGAGAUGGGGCGCCAGCUGAUCACCGAGCACCUGGAGGACCACACCAAGGGGCGGGAGAAGGUGGUGGGGAUCCUGUGGCGGGAGCAGGAUAAGCUGCAUCUGCCUGUUGAGUAAGCAGCAGCCGUGUGGAGAGAGGUGACGUGGGUGCGUGAAGCUGACAUGUCGCAGUAAUCUAAUCAAGAGAAUCCGCGAGAUGAGCGAGGCGACGACGCCGCUGUUUCCUGGGCUGGAUACGGGCAAGGGCUUGCUGGGGGCUGUUCAGCGGUCGGCGUGA